AUGGCGCCAUCGGAUACUCAAAAGGCCGUCUCAGUAAGUACCGCUCGUCUACUGAGAACCUGGUCUGUGACUGACUGGGAACAGGCCAAGCAGCAGGGCCCGCCCAAGCUUUCUGAUUACAAGGAGAUCCUUGAUGAGAGCACAUUCGAACAGAUCCUUGAGAUGGACGAUGAUGAAGAAGACCGGGACUUCAGUAAAAGCAUCGUUUACGGUUUCUUCGAACAGGCCGAGAACACUUUCAAGAAGAUCCAAAAGGAAAUAGAUGAAAAGAACCUUGACGAACUUUCCGCCCUCGGCCACUUCCUGAAGGGCUCAUCCGCUACACUAGGCCUAGUCAAGGUCAAGGACGGCUGCGAGAAGAUCCAGCACUUCGGCGCCGGCAAGGAUGAGACAGGUACCAUCGAUGAACCGGACACGGAGGUUUCCCUCAAGGCCAUCAAAAAGACACUCGACGAGGUCGAAAUCGCCUACCGCAAGGUCGAGAAUCUCCUGCGUCGAUACUACGGCGAGGAGUUGAAGGAAGAGGAAGAGAAGAAACCAGCCGCAGAGAAGGAAGAAAAGAAGGAAGAGAAGCCCAAGGAAGAAAAGAAGGAAGAGCCCAAGGAGACCAAAGAGCCCGAGUCCAAGCCCAAGGAAACCUCGAAAUAG
Messenger RNA from Penicillium soppii, 648 nucleotides. Its product is annotated as Hpt domain-containing protein. The record is from RefSeq and is a predicted model, not a curated record. Lineage: Eukaryota; Fungi; Ascomycota; Eurotiomycetes; Eurotiales; Aspergillaceae. The transcript is spliced from 2 exons. The coding region runs from base 1 to 648 and encodes 215 amino acids. Gene Ontology annotation, molecular function: protein histidine kinase binding; histidine phosphotransfer kinase activity. Gene Ontology annotation, biological process: phosphorylation; phosphorelay signal transduction system. Gene Ontology annotation, cellular component: cytoplasm; nucleus.